Lymnaea stagnalis (great pond snail) is the source of this 18757-nucleotide messenger RNA. NCBI's taxonomy places the organism in Eukaryota, Metazoa, Mollusca, Gastropoda, Lymnaeidae. The record is from the annotation of a GenBank genome assembly.
CCUGUGAAUGCCCAGGUAAGGGGACGAGGUAAAUACAAGCGUGUUAUUUGCUACGCCGAGCUGCUACCGUUGAAGGGACAAAGGUAGGUCUGAUACAGGUGUUUCUUUUCUACUCCUUUGUCAAAUAAUUUUUAUUUUAAAAAAAAAUACACCAUCAUUAUUAACACUUCAUUUAUUUCAUGCUGCAGCCUAUGCCUGUACAUUAUAACCAAACUCAUUAGUAUUAAGUAUUUGAAUAUCAUAAUAUCAUAUGCAUGGAAUUAUUGCAUUUUUCUUUCGAUGGUUUAUGAGGUUUGUUUCCCUUCCAAAAUUGCACAUAAAUAUAAGCUGCCAGAGUAUAAGCUACUUUGGGGGAUCCAUUUGGGUGAUCCAUUUGGGCGAUCCAUUUGGGUGAUCCAUUUGGGUGAUCCAUUUGGGUGAUCCAUUUGGGCGAUCCAUUUGGGCGAUCCAUUUGGGUGAUCCAUUUGGGCGAUCCAUUUGGGUGAUCCAUUUGGGUGAUCCAUUUGGGUGAUCCAUUUGGGUGAUCCAUUGGAGAGCGUCAUGCGUUACGUUAAGUUUAUAAAAUUAAUAUCAUAUAAGGGAUAAUAGCGUUUAGAUUAUGAAAAAUAAAAGCCAGGAGCCACUACAAAAAUUGAUUGUAGUAUAUCUUUCUCAACCCACACCCGCGCACAAUUAUUCCCACGGCUGCAUGAAGUACAUUUCGACACCACGUCAUCUCACCUCGCUAAACAACAUGAAUAGAUAACCCUCUUCUCCCACCUUGAAAAGGGGGAAAGAGAGAUAAUCAUAUGAAAGAUCUUUUCCUGGUAAAUAAUAAUAAGACAUUUUAAGCUUUGUGAGAACCGUGUGUGUUAAAAAAACAUGUCUCUCGAGAUCAGUAACAUUUGUUCGAAACUACAAGAAAAUUUAUCUUUAACAAACAAUAAUGAUAACGCUCUCUGCUCAGAUAUCCUUGAUACUAAAAUGUGAAUUUUAAAUAAUAUAAAAAAAAAAUUAAAAAAUUAAAUUUGUGUUAUCUACUCCUGGCUCGAUUAAAAAAAAAAAUACAAUUUUUAAGACAACUAUUCACUAAAUUAUUCAAGCAUCAAUGUCUAAGAAUUUUCAAGGGGGGAGGGGGGGGGAGAGGGGGGUUAAUUUUUUUUGGAUUUUAGGUUUCUCGUUGUUUUAGUUUACGACAGCUAUGUGCUCUUUAGAACUUUUUAGGUAUAAUUUUUGCUCCCCGUGGAUACUAGCUGCACCUCCGACCACCCCAUCGCCCCUCACGGCACACCUAAAUCAGGAUGGUGUCUUAAUUAAUUUGGCAUUCUAUUUCUAUCAUGACGCUUCCACAAAUCAUUUCAUGAGUAUUUCCUGUUUCCCCUCUGAAGACAUUAAUGUUAAAAUACCCGCUAAUACGCCUUUAAGAUGAAAUCCUGUCCCUAGACCGACGGGGAGGAAAGAUUAGAGACAGCAGGCAGCUUCAAGUAGGUGGCAAAUAGCCUCGAAGACGGCUCCAAGCCCGAAUUGAUGUCCAGGAUUGCCCAGACCACAACAGCACUGAAGAGGUUUAAUAAAAUAUGGAAUUACAAAAAUAUUACCCCAGCAACAAAAUCAGGCUGUUGCGCUCAUCGGCCCUCUCCAUUUUCUUGUAUGCCUCUGAGUCCUGGACAUUAACAGUAGAACUUGAAAGAAAAAUAAAGGCGAAGGAGAUGAGAUGUUUCAGAAGCAUUCCUGGAAUCUGAUAAAGAGACCAUAUAUCUAACGAACAAGUGAAAGAAAGGAUUCGUCAAGCCAUUGGGCAGUAUGAUGACCCCCUGGUGACUGUUAAAAAGCGCAAACUGGAAUGGUAUGGCCAUGUGACAAGAAAACUAGGGCUCGCCAAAGAAAUCGUGCAGGGCACAACAAGAGGAGGGAGAAGAAAAGGAAGACAGAGAAAAAGAUGGGAAGAUAACUAACAUCAAAUAGUGGAGGGACUAAAACUAGGCAAUGCUGUGCGAAGUGUAGGAAACAGAGAGGAAUGGAGAAGGAUAGUUUUCAUGGCAUCUAUGGCGCCCCAACGGCCCAAGGACUAAGGGACGUAAUGAUGAUGAGAAAGAAGAUUGGAUUACUGAAUAUUGCAUUUCAAAGUUUGGAAGCUUUAAUACAUUAUUAUUGUUAUCAAUGCAAAUUCUUUUCUUCCAAUACUCCUAUUGCUAAAGGGGGGGGGGGGGGGGAAAGGAAAAGGUUGUGUUUUUCUCCUUAAACACUCCAAGAUGUAGCAAUGAACUAGCAUGACAAGUUGUGUAACUUGCAAAAACAUCAUCCUGCUUAAUUCCGUUGACCAUAAAACUGUUGCAUAAAAAAUGUAUGGCGCACAGAGUCUAAGAGUGAACAUUGGAAGAAAAAGUACAUAGUUUUAUUGAAAAGACAAAUGUUAAACAGAAAAUUGUGAAAUCCUUUGACAGCCUGUUUGACUUAUUUUGACAGCUUGUUUGACAUUAUUUGCCAGUCUGUUUGACAUCCUUUGACAGCUUGUUUGACAUUAUUUGCCAGUCUGUUUGACAUCCUUUGACAGCUUGUUUGACAUUAUUUGCCAGUCUGUUUGACAUCCUUUGACAGCUUGUUUGACAUUAUUUGCCAGUCUGUUUGACAUCCUUUGACAGCUUGUUUGACAUUAUUUGCCAGUCUGUUUGACAUCCUUUGACAGCUUGUUUGACAUUAUUUGCCAGUCUGUUUGACAUCCUUUGACAGCUUGUUUGACAUUAUUUGCCAGUCUGUUUGACAUCCUUUGACAGCUUGUUUGACAUUAUUUGCCAGUCUGUUUGACAUCCUUUGACAGCUUGUUUGACAUUAUUUGCCAGUCUGUUUGACAUCCUUUGACAGCUUGUUUGACAUUAUUUGCCAGUCUGUUUGACAUCCUUUGACAGCUUGUUUGACAUUAUUUGCCAGUCUGUUUGACAUCCUUUGACAGCUUGUUUGACAUUAUUUGCCAGUCUGUUUGACAUCCUUUGACAGCUUGUUUGACAUUAUUUGCCAGUCUGUUUGACAUCCUUUGACAGCUUGUUUGACAUUAUUUGCCAGUCUGUUUGACAUCCUUUGACAGCUUGUUUGACAUUAUUUGCCAGUCUGUUUGACAUCCUUUGACAGCUUGUUUGACAUUAUUUGCCAGUCUGUUUGACAUCCUUUGACAGCUUGUUUGACAUUAUUUGCCAGUCUGUUUGACAUCCUUUGACAGCUUGUUUGACAUUAUUUGCCAGUCUGUUUGACAUCCUUUGACAGCUUGUUUGACAUUAUUUGCCAGUCUGUUUGACAUCCUUUGACAGCUUGUUUGACAUUAUUUGCCAGUCUGUUUGACAUCCUUUGACAGCUUGUUUGACAUUAUUUGCCAGUCUGUUUGACAUCCGUUGACAGCUUGUUUGACAUUAUUUGCCAGUCUGUUUGACAUCCUUUGACAGCUUGUUUGACAUUAUUUGAAAGUCUGUUUGACAUCCUUUGACAGCUUGUUUGACAUUAUUUGCCAGUCUGUUUGACAUCCUUUGACAGCUUGUUUGACAUUAUUUGCCAGUCUGUUUGACAUCCUUUGACAGCUUGUUUGACAUUAUUUGCCAGUCUGUUUGACAUCCUUUGACAGCUUGUUUGACAUUAUUUGCCAGUCUGUUUGACAUCCUUUGACAGCUUGUUUGACAUUAUUUGCCAGUCUGUUUGACAUCCUUUGACAGCUUGUUUGACAUUAUUUGCCAGUCUGUUUGACAUCCUUUGACAGCUUGUUUGACAUUAUUUGCCAGUCUGUCUGACAUCCUUUGCCAGCUUGUUUGACAUUAUUUGCCAGUCUGUUUGACAUCCUUUGACAGCUUGUUUGACAUUAUUUGCCAGUCUGUUUGACAUCCUUUGACAGCUUGUUUGACAUUAUUUGCCAGUCUGUUUGACAUCCUUUGACAGCUUGUUUGACAUUAUUUGCCAGUCUGUUUGACAUCCUUUGACAGCUUGUUUGACAUUAUUUGCCAGUCUGUUUGACAUCCUUUGACAGCUUGUUUGACAUUAUUUGCCAGUCUGUUUGACAUCCUUUGACAGCUUGUUUGACAUUAUUUGCCAGUCUGUUUGACAUCCUUUGACAGCUUGUUUGACAUUAUUUGCCAGUCUGUUUGACAUCCUUUGACAGCUUGUUUGACAUUAUUUGCCAGUCUGUUUGACAUCCUUUGACAGCUUGUUUGACAUUAUUUGCCAGUCUGUUUGACAUCCUUUGACAGCUUGUUUGACAUUAUUUGCCAGUCUGUUUGACAUCCUUUGACAGCUUGUUUGACAUUAUUUGCCAGUCUGUUUGACAUCCUUUGACAGCUUGUUUGACAUUAUUUGCCAGUCUGUUUGACAUCCUUUGACAGCUUGUUUGACAUUAUUUGCCAGUCUGUUUGACAUCCUUUGACAGCUUGUUUGACAUUAUUUGCCAGUCUGUUUGACAUCCUUUGACAGCUUGUUUGACAUUAUUUGCCAGUCUGUUUGACAUCCUUUGACAGCUUGUUUGACAUUAUUUGCCAGUCUGUUUGACAUCCUUUGACAGCUUGUUUGACAUUAUUUGCCAGUCUGUUUGACAUCCUUUGACAGCUUGUUUGACAUUAUUUGCCAGUCUGUUUGACAUCCUUUGACAGCUUGUUUGACAUUAUUUGCCAGUCUGUUUGACAUCCUUUGACAGCUUGUUUGACAUUAUUUGCCAGUCUGUUUGACAUCCUUUGACAGCUUAUUUGACAUUAUUUGCCAGUCUGUCUGACAUCCUUUGUCAGUCCGUUUCAUCCGUUCGUAAAGACAGGCGAGUGACAUCACAACCGAGAAUAGCAAUAUUCGUGCAAAAUGCAAUUAUGCGUGUUUCUGUUUGAAGCACCCACUUCAAUGUUUUCGCCUUUUGAAUUCACUGCCAGUGUUAGUGAGUAGGAGAACCACUAGUUUACGGAUAACCACAAAAAACAACUAUGGUUGAGGAUGAGUUGUUGCCUUCAAAGCAGACUCAUUUUGAUGGAUUUUAACAACAUCCGCAUUCACCUUAUCUCACAAGUGGGGUUAACUCGACUCGUACUCAAAUAUGUAAGCGGUAUAUUCGCCGUGUUAACGUCCCUGCCACGAUGUUAAUAAGAGAGGAAUGCAAGUAAUUAAUGAUCGGAAGUGACCCCAGGGUCAAGGCAGUUCAGCAAAUACAGUCGCACAGACGGCGCACCAGGUUAGCAAAACAACAACCAACAGAGGAAAUCCAACGGACUAAGUCAUUCUAAUUCAUUAAAUAGGGUAUAUAAUCCUAUGAUAUCUAAUUCAUUAAAUAUGGUAUACCUCGGACAUAAUCAUAUGAUAUCUUAUUCAUUAAAUAUGGUAUACCUCGGACAUAUUCCUAUAUCUAAUUCAUUAAAUAUGGUACGGUAUACCUCGGACAUAAUCCUAUCAUAUCUAAUUCAUUAAGUAUGGUACGGUAUACCUCCGACAUAAUCCUAUCAUAUCUAAUUCAUUAAGUAUGGCACGGUAUACCUCGGACAUAAUCCUAUCAUAUCUAAUUCAUUAAGUAUGGUACGGUAUACCUCGGACAUAAUCCUAUCAUAUCUAAUUCAUUAAGUAUGGUACGGUAUACCUCCGACAUAAUCCUAUCAUAUCUAAUUCAUUAAGUAUGGUACGGUAUACCUCCGACAUAAUCCUAUGUCUUUCCAGUUUUUAAAACGUGGUAUUAUAUCCCACUGGUUUCAAAGUCUACAUUAUUCAUUCAAUAUAGAAUCUAUUGCCCUUGGAUGGAGGGAGGGGGGAGAGAGAGUACCUUUGGCAGAUAAAUCAGAUUAGAAAAACAACCACAAAAACGACUACUAAAGAUUUCUUCAAUUGCAGACCAUCUCCAAAAGUCUAUCGUCUUUGCAAUGACAACCACUUAGAUAUUGACACAAGUUGUUUUUAUCUCGAGAUGCCCAGUCUAGAAUUGAUUCCAGCAACGGGCAGCAUUUUCUCACCAGGACCCAGGAGUCGUCAAAUCCGUGUACCCGAACAGGUUUUUGUCAAACAAAAACUUAACGUACUUUAAAACUACAAGCGUGGGAACUAUCGUUAAAAUAAUUGACUGACAUGAUAAUACCGAGGUACAUGUAAGGGUAUACAAUUGUCUAACUAAUAGAGGUUAUUUACGGGUUGUGGGGGGGGGGGGGUUGUAAAAUUAUAGGGUGGUGUGCAGUUGCAGGGAAAUAUGAGACCUAGCUAUUCAGUAUUACUCAAAGAUUGAUUAUAUAAGAAAAGUAGGAAACAAUGGUAUACUGGAACCCGGUCUUUCUGCGUUACUCAAACGUUUUCAUGUUAAUUGGUGGAGUGGGUGAUAUGGGGCGUGGGUGGGUCAUGAAUGUCAAUAUGUAUAUUCAAACUAUAAUUAUGGUCCCUUGGUGGAGUGGGUGAUAUGGGGCGUGGGUGGGUCAUGAAUGUCAAUAUGUAUAUUCAAACUAUAAAUCUGGUCCCUUGGUGGAGUGGGUGAUAUGGGGCGUGGGUGGGUCAUGAAUGUCAAUAUGUAUAUUGAAACUAUAAAUCUGGUCCCUUGGUGGAGUGGGUGAUAUGGGGCGUGGGUGGGUCAUGAAUGUCAAUAUGUAUAUUGAAACUAUAAAUAUGGUCCCUUGGUGGAGUGGGUGAUAUGGGGCGUGGGUGGGUCAUGAAUGUCAAUAUGUAUAUUCAAACUAUAAAUCUGGUCCCCUGGCGGAGUGGGUGAUAUGGGGCGUGGGUGGGUCAUGAAUGUAAUAUGUAUAUUCAAACUAUAAAUCUGGUCCCUUGGUGGAGUGGGUGAUAUGGGGCGUGGGUGGGUCAUGAAUGUCAAUAUGUAUAUUCAAGCUAUAAAUAUGGUCCCUUGGUGGAGUGGGUGGGUCAUGAAUGUCAAUAUGUAUAUUCAAACUAUAAAUCUGUUCCCUUGGUGGAGUGGGUGAUAUGGGGCGUGGGUCAUGAAUGUCAAUAUUUAUAUUCAGUCUAUAUGUAUAAAUUAUGUAUCCUACUCAUAAAGACGCAAGAUCAAACAAUAAGACUGUGGAGUCAAAGCUCUUUAACCUGUGUCAAUAAAAUUAUACUCCAUGAAACAUAGAAUACGUAAGGAACACACGGAAAUUUAUGAUGGUAUCCGAAUACCGCAUUGAAACAUGUAACGUAUCGUGCCACAAUAUAGCGGAGACUUUUCAUUUGGAGGCAUGAAAAAUGUUGGUCUUUCACGUCCUUAUGUGGGACUAUGAAAUGAUAACUCCCUUAACCUUAUUAUUAACGUCAUCCAGGGGAUCCCCAACGAUGUGUGAUCUGAUACAUUCGACACCAAAUACCUGUCGGGAUCCGAUUCACUCGUAAAACGAAUUGGAUGUUAGUAGGAGCUUGUGCAUUGAGUUCAGAGCAUAAUUACGUGCGAUGAUGUAGAAAAUUGGUCCAUAGGUUUGAUCUACAGAGCGGAGUUGUUAUUUGUGGAUUGUGUAAAUUAGUUCUUUGGUUUGAUCUUCAGAGUGGAGUUAUUUGUGGAUUGUGUAAAUUAGUUCUUUGGUUUGAUUUACAGAGCGGGGUUGUUAUUUGUGGAUUGUGUAAAUUAGUUCUUUGGUUUGAUCUUCAGAGCGGAGUAUUGGUGGAUUGUGUAAAUUAGUUCUUUGGUUUGAUUUACAGAGCGGAGUUGUUUGUGGAAUGUGUAAAUUAGUUCUUUGGUUUGAUCUACAGAGUGGAGUUAUUUGUGGAUUGUGUAAAUUAGUCCUUCGUUUUGAUCUACAUGCUGAAUGGGGUUGUUAUUUGGGGAUUGUGUAAUUUAGUUCUUCGGUUUUAUCUACAGAGUAGAGUUGUUAUUUGUGGAUGUUGUAAAUUGGUCCAUAAGUUUCAUCUAUUGUGGAAUUAUUAUUUGUGGAUGAUAAUUGGUCCAUAGAUUUGCUCUACAGAGUGGGGUUGUCUUUUUUUUUUUUUUGAUGUUGUAAACUGAGCCCUAGAUUUGUUUUACAGAACUGAGCUGUUGUCAUUUGUGGUUUUCUCAUUCCCCUUAAAGAGGAACACAGUAGGGAGGAUAUUAUCCUUGUUUUAUAUCGCCCUGUAUGUGCUGCACUGUGUUACUUUGGAUUGUAAUAUGUAGUUUUACCUCAACCUAAAAAAUGACUGUAUGAUGUUGCACAUAUUACAGUUUGUACUACUUAAUUAUUAGAACAUACAAGUGUGGAGGAAGCUCCUUGCUCGUAUCUUGUCCGUAAUAUUGGUUCACGAGUACAUAACUCAGAAGCGAAUUCUAAAGGUGGGCCGGGAUCGCCCAUAUCGUUUCGACAAUAAGUAUUCAAAAUAGAGGACCGUAACUUUUUUUUUUUUUAAGACGCCCCUACAUAUUGUCAGUUGGUAAUUCGCCCUUGAUUUCUCUCUUGAAUUUACUUUAAAACUAACAACAUUAUAUUAAAAUGUUUUUAUGUUGGUAAUAUCCUUUUUGACCGGAUAUGUUCAAAACAAUUAUAUGUAUGAACAUAACUUGAUAUAGGAGUGGAGAGUAUCAAAAAAUGUCUAUACGCAGCUCAGACAGUCUUUUUUUUUUUCCCCUCCGAAAUAUAACUUUGUUAUUGUCUCCGCCAUCGAAGUAUGCCGUAGUGUGUAGUUAAUGUGAUGAGAGCUUGGAAUUCUGUAACAAUCUGAUCGCAUUCCAGUGCUCUGAUUGAGGUCACGAAGUCAGCUUAGAUCGCGAGUUAGGCCGAGAGUAGUUGGUUUUUUAUUUUUUAUUUUUAAAAUCUUGUUAAAAGUAGAAGCCGCGCGGUAAUUUCUCACACAAGAACAGUAAAAAAAAAAAAUGUCCAAAAUUUAUCAUCUGUGACACCACGUUGUUGUUAUUGGCCACGAAGGAAGUAAGUCCAACCCCACACGAACCACAGUGGAGCCCCGCUAUAAGGCGAAUUCCGUAAAACGCAGCCAUAAAAUGAAUGGCUCCAGACAUUGCAAUUAUAAAACUCUAUAUUAAACCCCGCUAUAAACGGACCCCGCGAUUAACGCGAUCCGAUUUUAUAGACCUUAAUUAUUGUGUAAUGGGGAGGUUCCGCUGUACAUUGUACGUCAACAGAGCAUGGUAGCUUCUCUCGACCCCCCACAGAACAUGUCCUACUUCAGUCAUCAUGUCCAGAGUCUUACACAUUUUAAUAUGAUUAGUAUGGUGUUAGCUUCCAUCAAAUGCAGAACCAGAUGAACAUACAGACAUUAUAUGAUACAGUUUUUUGUUUUUUUAAAUCUUAAGUACAACGUUCUAAAAGAGACUUGAAAGACUGGAUUUAGAGAUGUACAACAAUUUAUUAUCAAAAGUACUCUUUUAAACCUGGCCAUGUUAACAUUAAUGAAUGGCAUUCUUUCCCCCCAGGUCCAUCAACAAACUAGCCAGUCGAUUAUGAAGAAAUCCCCAAAACUGCGCCUGCUAUUAGUAAUACUGCAGCUUGUAUCUUGGGCCUACUGCUCAUUCGACUGGCACACCCCGAGCUAUACAUGCGCCUCAACACACACACCUCGGGCGGACCCUUGGGUCAAACUCUAUAUACCCAACCUGCCCUCACAGUACAGCAUGAAGGUGGAGGCGAACAUUGUACAGAAGAACUGGACGACAGAAGUCGAGGAACACUAUGACGCCCAUAAGUCUAGGGCAUCUCUGAGUUUAACAUUCAAUGGAUCCACGACAGUGUCAAUAUUUGAUUACACGAUAGGAGAGAAGUAAGUAGUUUAAUUGGAUCCACGACAGUGUCAAUAUUUGAUUACACGAUAGGAGAGAAGUAAGUAGUUUAAUUGGAUCCACGACAGUUUCAAGCUCUGAUUUCAUGAUAGGGGAGAAGUAAGUAGUGUUAUUGGAUCCAAGACAUUGUCAAUCUCUGAUUACAUAAAUAGGAGAGAACUUAGUAUAAAAGGGAGCUACGAAAGUUUCAAUCUUUAUUACCAUUAUUUGAUAGCAGAGAGUAAGUUUAGCUCAAACACUUUAUAAAUCGAAAAAGUUUCCUUUUUAUAAGGGCAAUGGAAACAUCAUUUCCCCCGACCCCCUCCUUUUUCCCAAUGAAUAUGGUUCUAAGUCAGGGGUCUCAAACUCAAAUUAUCUGGGGGCCGCAGAAGGUAGAGUCUGAGUGAGACUGGGCCGCAUCAAGUAUUCCACAAAAAGCGAUUACGAAUUCAAUAUAGUACAACUGUUACAAUGUGCUCAACCUUUAUAACAAAUAAAAACAUUAAGGGUUCUCAAGAACUAGGCUUCACUUACUUCCUGCUACUCCUUUUAGCCAGAGACCUGGCAGCGCUUCUUCUUACACAGCUGAGCGACAUUAGGCUUGAGUGAGCAAGCAACUGAGACCCUCAGUAUAGCUUGAAGAUGUUCAUUAUUAAGUUUGACCCUGAACUUUAUUGAUUAAAGUUAAAAGUGGAAAAGAGCUUUCCCCACACACAGGUACUCCCAGAAAGGCACACGAUCCACUUCAACUACCUGGAAAUCUCUCAAUUCUCUCAUAAAUUGUCCAAGCUUUUUCUGUUUUUCAAUUCACCUCCCAGAACGUAUACCUUGAGCUCAGAAUUGAACUGAAGAUCAAUCAGCUCCAUUUGAAGCCCCCCCCCCCCAAAAAAAAAGGGAGGGGGUGGAGGAGCAUCUUCCGCAUUAAAGGAGAAACAGUCAGCAAAAAUUUUUUUAAGUGGCUCUGUAUGUUUUGAGGUAAGCAAACCUGUGAGCCUUAUCGUAGAAAAGGCCCUUUUGAAUAACCCUAUUUUGAAAGUGACCAAGCUGACAGGUUUGGAAUUUCCCUCACUCGUCACUAUGCACAUUAGCGGCAAUUUUAAAGGAUACUUAAGAGAUACUUUAAUAUGUGUCAGAUUGCUAUGAUUUACAUAAUUAUGGUUGUAUAUUACCCAGUAAGUGACUUUUUUUAACUUUUGAUAUUUCUAUAUACAAUAUUCGAAGCGUUUUUUCUUAAAACUGUAUUUUGGCCGUGUUUGUCUAAUAAAAUGCUAUAAAAUGAAACCUUUUAGUCCGAUUUCAAGUUGCCGUUAAUGGAUAUGAGGCGAGAGGCGAAGGUGGUAACCUCUGACCGAUGAUUCUUACUACGCAGCCCUGAGAAGCUGCUCCAAGGCAACCGUUUCGUCCCAGCUGCAUCGCGAAUUAGUUGCGUUGUGGAAACCCACUGUAGAAUCCCUCUUAUAGGGCGUCUAACGCUUCCCUGGGAUGGGUGGGGGAAGAUAUUAGGACGUACAUUUUUCCAUCCCGACUCCUGAGAAAAUCUAUCGUGUGCACUAUUUGCAAACACAGUGUCGGACCGACCGGGUGUCUUUGGGUUAGGACGGCCCCCGGCGGAGACCUGGUCGAGCAGACUCGGGUGGGGGCCGUCCUGACAAAGGGACAUCCCCGACGUGCCGCUCCGCGGCCCGAUACCGGGUUGAGAAGGGGUGUUUUGGGGAUGGCAUAAAGAGCGCAAGCUCGACGGCCCACUGACGCCAUUUCUUAAUGUAAUAUAUAUAUUUCAGUCCGAUUUCAAAACGGUUUCUUUUUCCCCAUUAUAAUCAACGUCUAAACCUUUACAAACAUAAUAAAAAUCACAAUUAGACUAGUGUUGAGAUUUUACUGUAAACCGUCAAAUUAUAGAAAUGAUUUUGAGACCCCUGUUCUAAGUGAACCAAGCGAAUUUUGAUCUGCUUACUCUUCAACAUGCAACAACAUUUAUAUAGGUUUAUCAUAAUUAUAUCAUCAGGUUACUUGGCACGUAUGCAUCAGUAUCAAGUUUUUAAUGGCAAAAAAAAAAAAAUGAUAAUGAAUACGGGGUUGCCCGGUCGUAAGUAUAAUCUAUUUAACUUGCUGGUAUUUGUUCCGUGUUCAGGUACAACAUUUACCCAAACGGAACUUGCCAAACCGACGUCCCCACCUUCGACGUAUACGGCUACACCAAGAUGGGAAAACUGAGCCACCCCGCUCUGGCCACUGUUUAUGAGGUGUUUCAUUUCGGAACAGGCUUCAACCAAACAUACAUAGGGAAGGAAGUGGUGCGUGGAAUACCGGUCGAUCACUGGACCUCAUGCCAGGUGAGUCGAGAGAAGCGAAGAACCCCGGUUCUUUUCAACCAUCUUCCCAACCACCUUAAAUAAUAAUUUUUAAAAAAGCAAACAAUAUUAUAAAAUGCACUCAUACUGGGUGUCAGGCAAAGAAUAACGGUUAUUCAAAAUCAUCAUGCCACUAUGAGGAAGGGGGCCAUGUCAGGCAAAGAAUAAUGCCACUAUGAGGAAGGGGGCCAUGUCAUGCAAAGAAUAACGGUUAUUCAAAAUCAUCAUGCCACUAUGAGGAAGGGGGCCAUGUCAGGCAAAGAAUAACGGUUAUUCAAAAUCAUCAUGCCACUAUGAGGAAGGGGGCUAUGUCAGGCAAAGAAUAAUGCCACUAUGAGGAAGGGGGCCAUGUCAUGCAAAGAAUAACGGUUAUUCAAAAUCAUCAUGCCACUAUGAGGAAGGGGGCCAUGUCAGGCAAAGAAUAAUGCCACUAUGAGGAAGGGGGCCAUGUCAGGCAAAGAAUAAAGGCUAUCAAAAUCAUUAUAAUGCCACUAUGUGGAAGGGGUCAUGUUGAGUGUCUAUCUUUCGGAUGUGGUCAUGUUGUGUGUCUAUCUUUCAGAUGUGGUCAUGUUGUGUUUCUAUCUUCUGGAUGUGGUCAUGUUGUGUUUCUAUCUUUCGGAUGUGGUCAUGUUGUGUUUCUAUUUUCGGAUGUGGUCAUGUUGUGUGUCUAUCUUUCGGAUGUGGUCAUGUUGUGUGUCUAUCUUUCGGAUGUGGUCAUGUUGUGUGUCUAUCUUUCGGAUGUAGUCAUGUUGUGUUUCUAUCUUUCGGAUGUGGUCAUGUUGUGUUUCUAUCUUUCGGAUGUGGUCAUGUUGUGUUUCUAUCUUUCGGAUGUGGUAACGUUGUUUUUCUAUCUUCUGCAUGUGGUCAUGUUGUGUUUCUAUCUUCUGGAUGUGGUCAUGUUGUGUGUCUAUCUUUCGGAUGUGGUCAUGUUGUGUUUCUAUCUUUCGGAUGUGCUCAUGUUGUGUCACUUUUCUAUAGAGUAUUCUGAGACUGCUUUGCUUGUGACGUCAAUUUCUUUACGUGCGGCGGAAGCAUGUUGCAGAUUAAGCUCUUAGCUUUACAAUGACCGGAAAAUGUCAGUACAGUUGUCAGGAUUGUAGCUUUACAGUAACAGGAAAAUGUCGAUACAGUUGUCAGGCUUGUAGCUUUACAGUGACAGGAAAAUGUCGAUACAGUUGUCAGGCUUGUAGCUUUACAGUGACAGGAAAAUGUAGAUACAGUUGUCAGGCUUGUAGCUUUACAGUGACAGGAAAAUGUCAGUACAAUAGUGUAAAUCUGUUGUUAAGAUUGCGAGUGACCUAUUUUGUCAUCAGGAAUGGCCUGAUGUCGGUGCCAAAUUCCAGCUGGACUACUACUUCUCGGAUCCCGACUACACCAUGGCAGGCGGUGUCACGCAGGUCCCGGUGCGUGCAGUGCUCAACGGAUCGGCCAACAAUUUGAAUGCAGACAUGAAAAAACUCACGGGCACGUGAGUAGAACCUAUGCUAUUAUUACUAUAUAUACUUACCAGGCCACAACUCAAGGGCACCCAAGUAGAACUAUACUGUAUACACUUAGCAGGCCACAACUCAAGGGCACCCAAGUAGAACCUAUACUAUUAAAUACUACAUACACUUAGCAGGGCUAUAACUAAAGGGCACCCAAGUAAAACCUAUACUAUAUUGACCAUAAACACGUACUAGGCCACAUCUCAAGGGCAAGAGAACCGCAUGACAGUGGGUAAAAUGUAACUUAGACACUUUAAGAUGAAAGACGAAGAUCGAUUUAUGUCUUAUACAUAGCUGACAAACGCUAACAUCGCCUUUCUCUAACUGCAACCUUUGAUAAUCUAUGGAUGCCAACUCCAACAGACAUCACUUCACCCACAUCUACGACUUCACGUCCUUCAGAGCUGGGCCUGUGCUCAACGAGGAUGUGUUCAGGAUCCCACCUGGCGUGGUGUGCCGUGGCAAGGUCAACUCAAAGGCCAUGCCAUCACUUCCGCCGGAGUUUGAAGUCUCCAUGGAGGUAAACGACUUUAGACGUCCAUCCGUUCAAACUUUAUGGUUUAAAGUCAACACGUUCAUGCCAUUCGCAUACGGGCAGAGCAUAGUUUAUUCUAAAUGUGCACUGAUGCCCUUGAAUUAACUUAGUUCGCGGAUUAGACAUUUAUAAUUUAUAGAUAUAUUAAGCAUAGGUCUAGAGGGAGGGGGACAUCCGCCCCCAGAUGGCAUUUUUGGCUAACUGGAUAUUUUCGCAGUGCUGUGGUGGGGACAAAUCUUGACAUUAAUCCUUGCAACGCCACCGAAAGGUAAGAAUUUUAGUAUAAACCAAAAAAUAUAUUGCAGUGCAGCAGUGGUUCUCAGCCUACCUAAUGCCGAGACCCUUUAAUACAGUUCCUCAUGUUGUGGCAUCCCUCCAACGAUAAAAUUAUUUUCGUUCCUACUUCAUAAAUAUGUGUUUUCCGAUGGUCUAAGGCGACCACUGUGUAAGGGUCGCGACCCAUAGGUUGAGAACCGCUGGUAGAGAGGGUCGCCCUAUCCCUUUUCAUUUGUACAAGGUGGUUAUCGCCAAUCCGAUAAUGCCCGUCGUACAUGUAUGACUCCAGCCACGCGCGUCUACGACCCAAACGCGGAUCACUGAUAUAUCUGUUACUGUCGCAGGUCAUCAUCCCUGACAGCAGCCUUCCCCCCAGGCAGCAGUUUCUAAGGUUUGACUACGAGCACGAGUUGAUUGAGACCUGGAGCAGAAUGCUCGUACCAGAAGGUUUCGAUUUCCGUACAUUUCGCAGUGGAGCCACGACACCCACCCCGAAGUCUUUAGAGCCCAACAAGCUGACAUUGUUGACCAUCUCCACAGUGGAGGACUACAGAAACGAGAUCGUCUAUGUAUUGAACAAGGUCAGUGUAGAAGGAAGGCAUACAUGGUUUAUUUUGUCCAUACACCCACACUAACAUAAGGGGAUAAUAGUCAUACAGAGUCAUCGUAAUAUAGCAUAGCAAAGAUGUUCAAAAGUGUUAAAUAAGGCAACAACACGGACCAGUACCAUGUAGUUGAAAGUAGCACAUCAAGUAAAUAUAAAGCGGCUAUUUAAGAGAGUUAAAGUUUCCCAAAGAUAGAGACGAAACUAAGAGCUGUAGGUAAGUAGCUGGUGCCAGUACAGAAUUUAUAAAUAUAUAUAUAUAUUUGCGAUCAUGAUGGAAUAGAUAAAAGCAUUAUGUGGUCAAACAGCACUUCCCGUUGAUUAUACGAAAUACAAUUUUAAGAGAUGGCACACUCUUUCAGGAGAUAUUUCUUACCUCUGAUUAUAUAAUGCUUAAAUAGACUAAGCUGGUAAUAAGAAUAUUCCCGCUUCCUUCCCCCAGGGCACCAUGUCCUGCAGCAUACACGCAAUGACCGAUGGUUUAUACGAAACCACGAUGGCCCAUGGCCCCAGUCUCUUUCAAGUUGUGAUCGGUACCAAUGAGUUUGUAUACCAGGUAAAUGUUACAAGUGCCCAUGAGUUUGCAUAACAGGUAAAUAUGACAGGUCCCAACGAUUUUGUAAUACAAGAUAAAUGUAACAGGAGGCAAAGAUUUUGUAAUUCCAGGUAAAUGCGACAGGCGCCAUAGAUUCUUUAAUUCCAUGCAAAUGUGACAGAUGCCGAAGAUAUUGUACACCAUGAAAAUGCGAAAACAAAUAAAUAUGUCCACUACUCAAUAGAAACGCUUUUCAAGACAUAUUACACUCAUACUUGACGUUUUGCAGUUGCGUCAACGCUAACUGAAAGAAGAAGAUGACGAAAGCAUAAUUUUAAGAAAUAAUUUGUAAUGUCAAAAGCUGGAAUACUGUCUUGCGAACAAACCCUAAUUUUUAAAAAAAGUUGUUUGAACACCCCACCCCCAUUAAAAUAUAGAUAUUAACGUAAAUUAGCAGCCAAAAUAAUGCAUUUCAGGGUCAGACCAACAUCAGAGACAUGCUGGUCGAUGUCUGGGCAAUGGAAUCUGACGGAAUAUCACAGGAAGUCUACUUCUCGGCCGAGGAUUCUGAAGAAGAGACAGUAGAUUUCAGUGAGAGAGUGCUAAAACGAUCCGCCCAACCCAGCUUUACCCCAACACUGGUGGGGAUGUUGCUGAAAAACAGGACUGCAGUCAACAAUGGAAAACUGUCCCCGUUCUUUAAAGAGAUCUUCGCCACCUCCAACGACAGCAUGACAUGGUCUGGGUUAAGCGAUGACGCACAAGCCAACGUGCCAACGGACAAGGCCAAGCAGGCAACGGGAGACCAGACGGCAUGGGGCCUGCAACUGGAACGGUCGCUAAACCAGAGGAUCAGUGAAAAGCUCGUCCACUUCUUCCACUUCAGCCCAGCGUACACCGUCAGCACUCAGUUCCAGAUAUCGAGCUGCUACUCAGACGAGGAGACGGCCACUGUUACAUUUCUGGUCAACGCCAGCUACAGCGUAGUCGAGAAAAGUUAUUACCUCUUCAAGAAUGCACUAAGAUCGGCUCUUGCUCGCGAGUCAAAGCUAUCCAUCCUACAGAUAAGCAAUCUUUACACCGUCCCGAUGAAAAACAACAGCUACGCCACAUAUUACGUCCCGCAAAUCUCACUGACCCUUCUAGGAAGACCUCCAGUGAAGAACAGUAAACAAGUCCCGCUAAUGCUGGCUAAGGAUAUGUUACACGAAGCGGUGAAAAAUGGCAUAGCAUUUUACGUCUCCUACUCAACUGCCCCAACGUGGUUCGACGUGGACAGGAACACUUUCUCCCUGCGUAGUUCCAAUGACACGCUCGACCCUGAAACAUUCUUUAGUUCAUACGGAAAUGACAAACCGUUCAAAGACUCGGGGAACACGUCAGAAAACGGGAGCGCCACGCUCUACACGCCAGGGGCCGUCGCUGGCAUCGCCUUUGGCAUGCUUGUUCUCGGCGCUGCCCUAUGUCUCACGGUUGUGUAUCUUCUCUACAGGCGGCGUCAUCCUGGACAGUCCUUCAUUCCUUACAGGCUAACCAACUAACACGACCCCAUGGCUUUUAUUCCAAGUAAUACAACAACAUUUUUUUUCUUCUGGAAAGUUUCAUUUCAAUUCUAAUUUUUUUUAAAGACUUUUAAAAAAAGAUUAAACUUAAACAAAGAGAACAUGUUCAAGCCCAUGGCGCAGAUUCUCAACAUUAAGUUUCUGUCAUCCAAGAAUAAACCAAUAAUUUCACGCAAAAAAGUUAUCAAUAUAUCAGUCCCGUUUAUGCUUCCACUUUAAUAUCUUAACUUUUAAAUGUUUUGGAAAUAAUCAUGUGAAUUGUAAAAUGGACGCUUAACCUCAAGUUUUCAGAUCACAAAAGAAUAAUUGACAAUCAUAUGAGAUCCAAGACAACCAUCUGAAACACUAGUGUGUCGGGGCUCUAUUGUUUUUAUAUGCUAUGUUUAUCCACACACACACAAAACGAAUUGACCAUAUAAACAAUAACUGUUUACGAGCCAGUGGAGAGAUCGAGACUGUGGAGAUAUCGAGACAAUGGAGAUAUCGAGACGGUGAGGAUAUCGAGACAUUGGAGAUAUCGAGACGGUCAAGAUAUCGAGACGGUCGAGAUAUCGAGACGGUGGGGAUAUCGAGACAAUGGAGAUAUCGAGACAAUGGAGAUAUCGAGACGGUCAAGAUAUCGAGACGGUCGAGAUAUCGAGACGGUCGAGAUAUCGAGACAAUCAAGAUAUUGAGACAAUCAAGAUAUCGAGACGGUCGAGAUAUCGAGACAGUGGAGAUAUCGAGACUUUGGAAAUAUCGAGUCGGUGGAGAUAUCAAGACGGUGCAGAUAUCGAGAAGGUGGAAAUAUCGAGACAGUGGAGAUAUCAAGACGGUGCAGAUAUCAAGACGGUGCAGAUAUCAAGACGGAGCAGAUAUCAAGACAAGACAGUGGAGAUAUCAAGACGGUGCAGAUAUCAAGACGAUGGAGAUAUCGAGACGGUGGAGAUAUCAAGACAAUGGAGAUAUCGAGACGGUGCAGAUAUCAAGACAGUGGAGAUAUCGAGACGGUGGAGAUAUCAAGACAAUGGAGAUAUCGAGACGGUGGAGAUAUCGAGACGGUGGAGAUAUCAAGACAAUGGAGAUAUCAAGACAAUGGAGAUAUCGAGACGGUGGAGAUAUCGAGACGGUGGAGAUAUCGAGACGGUGGAGAUAUCGAGACGGUUGAGAUAUCGAGACGGUGCAGAUAUCAAGACAGUGCAGUUUCGCAGCAGCACGUGUAAUCCUGGAGAACCUCGAUGGCCAAUGAACUAAACUGAUAAAAUAACAACAGGGGCGCUUUGAAACCUGGGCUGCUCAAAUAUGAAGCCUCAACUCCAACAUGCCUAAAACCUCAGAAUUACCACAAUGGGCAAGUUUGUUUGUUUUUUUCUUGUUUUUUUUUUUUUGUUUUUAAAUAAAAACAGAAACGGGAGAGUGAUAAAUUUUAACUGUUUUUUUGCUGCUUUGACAUCGGCCACAUUUCGAAUAAUUAUUUCUUUUAAAACAGUGUUUGUAUUGUGACCGAGCAACUUAAGAAAGAUUAAACAGCUGAUGUUUAUUGUUCAUGUAAGUGGCUAAGCAGUAGACAAAUCCAACAAAGCUUUAGUGUAGCGUCUUGGUGUUCUUCUACUUCCGCUAUCCUUGAUUUCUUUUUCCAAUAAAAGAACCAUUGUUUUAUUUUUCUAAUUGCGUCAAGCAUUAAAUUUUGGAGAAAAUAAAACUAUCCAUGUCCAUUCUUCAGAUUUAUAUUUGUUUUGUCGGUAGAGGAUUGCUUUGGGUGUCCAUGAGCAUUAACAUUUUAAGAAAGUACAGAAG